Molecule: messenger RNA, 2784 nt
Organism: Cherax quadricarinatus
Lineage: Eukaryota; Metazoa; Arthropoda; Malacostraca; Decapoda; Parastacidae
Biological process (GO): synapse organization
Cellular component (GO): neuron projection membrane
Source: RefSeq, a predicted model, not a curated record
UCAGGAAUGACGGCUGGGUAUCAGAUCGCCAGUGACUCGGAUGAGGUGGAUUACAUUCCCAAACACGUUCCUGCCUCCACUUCCUCUACUGGAAGUCCAGCUAAAGCCUCCCGCCUGCCCAAUGUCCUCACCUCGCUGGAGAUCCCGCCAGCCUACCUGGAGGAAAUCCUUCGGCCCAAGAAGUCUCCCAGCAAUAACGAAGAGUUCCAUUAUCAGCACCAGAGACUCUAUCAACCGCACUACCAAUAUAGUCAGUCCCCAGAACACCUCCAGCCUCACCCCCAUCCACUUAACUCCCAGUAUGGGCAGUCCCAGGGACCUCACGGUUAUCAAGACCACACCUCCCUGGGUCACAAGUACAACCCGCAGAUUUACCAGGAGGACCACAAAUUUCGCGGAGAGUAUUUCGAAAACCAGCAAUAUCUUGGACAGAAAUUCAAUUAUCAGCAGUACCAGCGCUUGAACGCCAAUGGUCACAAAGUCGAGGGUCAGUAUUAUAAUGGUCAGCAUCCGCAAGAUUCGAAGUUUCAAUACCAGUAUUACUCAAACCAGAACCACCAGUCACAAAAUCUGGACUCUCAGGUGGAGUCCAAAUCUGCUGAUAAUAUCGUUCCCAGUGGUGUUUACACUGGCAGCAUUAACAAUGGUGCAUCUACAGUUGGUAUUUCCACUGGCGGGAUUUACCCUGGAAGUGUUCCUUCCAGUGUUGUGUACCCUGGUAAUACUAACCCCAGUGGUGCUUACACGGGCGGUGUUUACACUGGAAGUAUUCCUUCCAGUGUAAUGUAUCCUGGUAAUACUAACCCCAGUGGUGCUUACACUGGCGGUGUUUAUACUGGCAGUGUUUACUCUGCCGGUAUUUACUCUGGUUCUAACGACGUUGUCUACGGUAAUGUUGAGAGUUCCAGCUCACAGUGGUCCAGAAGUGCGUCUCAUGAAAUCGAGAAAGAUGAUCCCCUUGGAGGACGUCAAGUAGAGAGUACCUCGAUAGGACCAAGAUUUGACAGGACUCUUCCCAGGAAGGUGACAGUACAGACGGGCAAGACCGCCGAGCUGGCCUGCAGGGUACUUGACAGCGCCGAGAAGUCAGUGUCGUGGAUGAGGCACGAGGACCUGCACAUCCUGUCCGUCGGCAAGUACAAGUACAGCACGGACGAGAGGGUGUCCGUGAGAUGGGAGGAGGGUCGUCAGGAGUGGGUGCUGACCAUUGAGAAGGUGAAGCAGGAGGAUGCUGGCAUGUACGAGUGUCAGGUGUCAGCCAAGCCUGUCCUCAGCUUCAUUGUCAGCCUUGACGUCGUAGUGCCUCGGGCGGAAGUGGUUCACGGUCCAGAAAUCUUCGUUCAUCGUGGAUCGCUAAUCAAUCUCACUUGUGUUGUCACUCACGGUACACAGCGACCUGUCUAUGUCUACUGGUACCACCAUAAUAAGGUGCUGGACUACGAGGGUCGUGGAGGAGUGACGGUGAUAACCAAGGCCAGCACUAACACUGUCAGUCACCUCCUCAUGAGAGACGCGAGGCCGGAGGACUCUGGCGUGUAUGCUUGCAGACCAUCUAAUGGCGAGGACGCCUACGCUACACUGCACGUUCUUAAUGGUGAACAUCGAGCAGCGAUGCAGAGUGACUCCAGUCCCAGAAUGUUUGUACCAUUGUUUGUGAUCACUGUUGAUGUGUCUCUCACAUAUAUGGUUCAGCUGUACAUGAGUAGCAUUGAUGGUGCUCCCUAAGUGACUACAUCCAGCUGUCGUGGGUAAUAUACCUCAUAUGUAUGAUAAACAGUUGAUGGGAAGCAUCUCUUGGCUCUUGUUGGAUCCUAGGACUGUGUGAUACUUGAGGACAUACUGUUAACUUGUAGGCUGUGGAGUGUGUGAUUCUUGUCGUGGCUGGGGUAUGUCAUUCCUGUCGUGGCUGUGGUAUGUCAUUCCUGUCGUGGCUGUGGUAUGUCAUUCCUGUCGUGGUUGGGGUAUGUCAUUCCUGUCGUGGCUGGGGUAUGUCAUUCCUGUCGUGGCUGGGGUAUGUCAUUCCUGUCGUGGCUGGGGUAUGUCAUUCCUGUCCUGGCUGGUGUAUGUCAUUCCUGUCGUGGCUGGGGUAUGUCAUUCCUGUCGUGGCUGGGGUAUGUCAUUCCUGUCGUGGCUGGUGUAUGUCAUACCUGUCGUGGCUGUGGUAUGUCAUUCCUGUCGUGGCUGUGGUAUGUCAUUCCUGUCGUGGUUGGGGUAUGUCAUUCCUGUCGUGGCUGGUGUAUGUCAUUCCUGUCGUGGCUGGGGUAUGUCAUUCCUGUCGUUUCUUGGUAUGUCAUUCCUGUCGUGGCUGUGGUAUGUCAUUCCUGUCGUGGCUGGGGUAUGUCAGUCCUGUCGUGGUUGUGAUAUGUCAUUCCUGUCGUGGCUGUGGGAUGUCAUUCCUGUCGUGGCUGGGGGUCUCGUAAUAUAGGUUCUUCAGAAAGUGACACAAAUCAUGUCGAAUUAACUACAAAUUAUAAAUGUGAAAUUUGGUGGCUGUCAAAUUGGCACUAAUGUACACUAUCAUUAUCAGUGUACACGAUCAUAAGUGUACACUAUCAUUAUAAGUGCACUAUCAUUAUAAGUGUACUAUCAUUAUAAGUGUACUGUCAUUAUAAGUGUACACGAUCAUUAUGAUGCUGACACUAGUGUACACGAUCAUUAUGAUGCUGACACGUGUACACGAUCAUUAUGAUGCUGACACUAGUGUACACGAUCAUCAUGAUGCUGACACUAGUGUACACGAUCAUUAUGAUGCUGACACUAGUGUACACGAUCAUUAUGAUGCUG